This is a messenger RNA of Misgurnus anguillicaudatus (oriental weatherfish), 955 nucleotides long. Its product is annotated as suppressor APC domain-containing protein 1. The record is from RefSeq and is a predicted model, not a curated record. NCBI's taxonomy places the organism in Eukaryota, Metazoa, Chordata, Actinopteri, Cypriniformes, Cobitidae.
ACCCUGCUGUCGUGUGGACUUAACAGCCAUGAAUUGCGCCAUUUGGGACACAGCCUACAUUGACGUUUUUGCUCUGUGCACAAGAAUUGGAUGGCUUUUCAUCGUAUCUCGGAAAUGUGCUGAUGGUAUACAAUAUCCAGGUUUGGUCACAUUCCGUAACAUGUUGGAACAGACAAAGGCCGAAUGUGAGAAAGAGAAAAUCAUUUCAACUGACAGUCAGCACAGAGAAGAAAAGUGUUGCAUAUGUAGCCUACAUUUUGUCAACGUGUAAGGGUCCCGCUGGUGUUUGAGCACAUGGCAUAUGACAGCUCAUACACAGUCGUCAUCGUUCCUCUGCAGAACAGCCUGUUUAGUCUUGAUGCUCUGCAUUGCUUCCUCUGGCUAAAGAGACGACGAGAUAUGGAAAGGGAAAAGGAUGCUCUGUGGGCUGGAUUACAGGUUCUGGAAAAGGCACACCAAUGGUACCAGAAUCGACUGCAGCUGAACUUACAAAGAGAAGUUAACUCAAGCACAGGAGAGGACAGGUUUUCGUGUGCUUUGCGGUCAUGUAUGCAGCGUGUACAUGGAAGUCUGGGAACACUGAUGAGUGACACUUGUCUCUGGAGCAAUCCGGCCCCAGAGGAAGGAGAAGGUUCAGAUUGGGAUCUCCGCUGGACCAAUGCCACACUUGUCCAGGAGUUGAUUCAACAGAAUCUACAAAUUUCCAUGUUGGAGCUCGAGAAGGCUCAACUCCAGCGCCUGCUAUCCUCCAGCAAGACUGUGUGAUCAUCAGAUACCUUCAACUUUAAGGAUCAUUCAGAUCAUGAAGUGAAUUUCUGCUUCUAAGAUUAGAAACCUAGAUUUAAAAACUAAUUGAAAAUCUUUUUUGUCACUCUAUUGCUUUUUUGGCUGGACUGUCCUAUGGAUCACUUGGUAGAUUGCGGUAGCAAUGCAAAGGUUUGAUUCAGUUACCACA